UAUACGUCCUUGCGGAAACCAGAGAGAAGAGAGAGCUUUAAAUAAAGUGAUCCUUGUGUAGUCAUUAACAAAACUUGCAUAUCAGUGUGUCGAUUAUAGCGCGAACAUUUUUGUUUUACGAAAACUUUAUUUCCACGGAUCAUAUAGAUCAAACAGAUAUAUCAACGGAAAAAACGUCUAUAAAACAUGAAUGAGGAGGCGAAUGCUGCUAAUGAAAAUGACGCCGAAUCCACAAGUUCUAAUGACGCUAAUGAUUCAGAAACAGCUGCAGAAAAUAUUGUCAGUAUUGGUGAUAGGACAGACCCUAUUGAUAAUUUGACUCCUAAUUAUGCCGGUCAACUGUCAUCUACAUCACGAAUUCAUGAAUUUGACUUAAAUUUGCCUGCAUCGCAUUCCUAUUUGGGAACAAAUCUGGAAGAAUUGAGAGGGCGAAUAUUUUUAGACGAAGGAAUAUACAUAAAUCUACCCUUGGUUGUAAAGCCAUCAAUUGUUCUGUUUCCUGGUCAAACUCUGCCCAUGGCGGUAUAUCAAACUUAUGUCAUUAACAUGCUAAAUGAUUGUUUACAGUACAAUCGUACAUUCGGUGUUGUUUGCGCACAAGACGAUAAGACAGUAAGCAUUGGUACAACUGCAGACAUUUAUGAAUAUUUGUCCGGAACUUCAAGGGAAGGUUUUCGCUUGAAAGCUAAAGGACGACAAAGGUUUCGAAUUCUCAAAUUAAUGGAGGGAUACAACAAAAUAUCAGCCAAUGUAAAAAUUUUACCAGAAAUCAAUUUGCCACAUCCAUUUUCAGAUCAAAGACUAGCUUGCUUAGAUUGUUACAGAGUGAAGCCAACAAAUGAACAAGAACUGGUAAAACAAAAUAAAUUGGAAAUGUUGGAAUCAGUGGUAACUCAAUGGCCUUCAUGGGUUUAUAGACAAUACGAUCCUAAUAGAUUGUCACGUAAAAUUCGAGAACAAUUACAGUUUAUUGAAACAAAAGUUCGUUGUAUACCAACUGAUCCUGUAGAUUUAUCUUACUGGGUUGCUCAAAACCUACCACUAAGUGACAGUGAUAGACUAAUGUUAUUGAAAUACGACUGUGCUAUAUCAAGAUUGCAGUGGGAAUUGAAUUAUUUGAUUGAAGAUCGGAUUCUUGUGUGUAUCAGAUGCGACAGACAAAUUGGAAAGCAGUCUAAUAUAUUCCCAAUGAGUAAAGAGGGUCCACAAAAUACGUUUUGUAAUUCAGCUGGAUUUCUUCAUGAUACAGUUACUCUGCGUCAAGCUGAAAAUUUAGAACUGAAUAGUAACCUCGCUUCAACUCAUUACAGCUGGUUCCCUGGUUAUGCAUGGACCAUAGCUUCAUGCGAAGGCUGCAAAAUACACAUGGGCUGGUUGUUCACAAGAGCCCAAGAUAAACAUUUGAGACCUUCAUCUUUCUGGGGUUUGACAAGAAGCAAUUUAAGAUCCAAGAAAUUAUCAGAGGAAAACAAGCAAUUAAGCAUUUCAGGUCACGAAAAUAAUCAAACAGAUUUGGAUGAUGAAGAGAACGAAGAUAGUAAUGAUGAAGAUAAUUUUUCAAUCAACUGAAAAAAGUGUAUUGCUAAUUAUUAUUUACUUUUCACGUUAAAAAUGUAUAGGAUUUAUUAUAUUCAUAAUUUAUCGAACAAGUUAUUAGGAAAUUGUUAAUUUUAGGAAAGUAAAUAUUUUAUGAAUCGUCAUUAGUCAUCAUUUUUUUUUAAUAAUAAUUUUCAUCACUAGCUUUGCUAAAUUUUCAAGUUCUUAAAAGCAAUAAGACGUUUUACUAUAAGUAGUUUA
This is a messenger RNA of Phymastichus coffea, 1797 nucleotides long. It is a transcript of the gene ohgt, whose product is annotated as protein cereblon. The coding region runs from base 187 to 1569 and encodes 460 amino acids. The transcript has 7 exons. The record is from RefSeq and is a predicted model, not a curated record. NCBI's taxonomy places the organism in Eukaryota, Metazoa, Arthropoda, Insecta, Hymenoptera, Eulophidae.